Messenger RNA from Parnassius mnemosyne (clouded apollo), 1677 nucleotides. The record is from the annotation of a GenBank genome assembly. NCBI's taxonomy places the organism in Eukaryota, Metazoa, Arthropoda, Insecta, Lepidoptera, Papilionidae.
AUGGAAGAUUUAAACAACUUUACUUUAGUUGAAGCGGAUAUUUCUGAAAUGAAUGAGCAAGCAAUGAUAGAUAAACUGAAUUCUGAUCAAAAAAAAGUAUUUGAUACAGUCACUAAUAAAAUUACAAACAAAAAAGAAAUAUUGCGACAUUUUGUUAGUGGCACCGGUGGCACCGGAAAGAGCUAUUUAAUAAAAACCUUAAAAAUAUGGAUUAAAAACAACCUGCAUAAAAAUGUUGCUAUUACUGCCCUGACUGGAAUUGCAGCAUUUAACGUAAACGGAUUAACUGUUCACAGAUUACUACAACUGCCCGUUGAGCAUAAACAAACUCCUAAAUACAAACCGCUUUCAGACGAAGUACUUCAAGUUUUAAGGACAGACUUAAAAACUGUCGAAUUAUUUAUUAUAGAUGAAGUGUCUAUGAUAUCUAAUGUAACUUUAGCCUACAUAAAUCUUCGUUUAUGCGAAGUGUUUGAUACUUCUGAUGUAGAAGAUGGUUGGUUUGGAAAAAAACAUAUUUUAGUGCUUGGGGAUCUUUUGCAACUUCCACCCGUUAGAGAAAAGUCGCCAUUUGAAAAACUAACCCCUUCAGAAAUUAAUAAACUUAUAGGCUCCUUAAGUAUUCCAAACUUAUGGGCUGAACUUUUUACUUACGACGAACUUACGUUGAAUAUGAGACAGCUGGAUGAUUCUACAUUUGUAGAAAUGUUAAAAAGAAUCAAAGUAGGAGUGACAACUCAAUCAGACAGAGAUAUACUGUCUAACCGAUUGAUACCUCUGCUCUCGCAUUCCAAUAAAGGAAGGUUAAUGGAAAUAGCACAAUGUUUGAGGGACUUACCAGAAGAUACUGUUUGUUUACUACCGACUAGAAAUAUGUGUAUGCAGUUAAAUGAUGCAAUGUUAAAAGCGAUUCCGCACCCCGAGAUGAAGUUAGUUGCUAAAGAUUCCUUGGAUUGUUCAAAAUGUAUGAUAACGAAAGCUCGGGCGUGUUUACAAAAAUAUGAAGAUGAUGCGUCGGUGACUGCUGGACUGGAAGAAACUAUAAUUAUUAAAGAGGGAGCUAAAGUAAUGCUUAGGAGAAAUAUUGAUGUUAGUUUAGGUUUAGUGAAUGGAUCGAUAGGCGUUGUACAAAAAGUGAGGUGGGACCCGGAAGACCGAACAAAGCCUGAACAAUUGGUAGUCAAAUUCGCUAAUAAUUUGAUUCACGAAUUAUUGCCUAUUAAGUCAAAAUUUGAGAUCAUACCCCGGGCAUACGUGUACAGAGAACAAUUCCCAAUCUGUGUGGCGUAUGCCCUAACAAUUCACAAGAGCCAAGGUCUAAGUCUAAAAAAUGCCCUCAUGGACAUUGGCACCUCCAUAUUCACUUGUGGCCAAGCCUACGUGGCGCUUUCACGAGUAACCAAUCUUCAUGGGGUGCAUCUCAUAAAUGUUGACUUCAAGAGUUUAAAAGCUCAAGCUUCAGCAAUCACCGAAUACAACCGGCUUAGGCGUAAAUACCGCGCCGAUCUUUCAGAAAUUAAACCAUCUAAACCGUCUAAAAGUAUAAAUAAUGAACGCGAAUGGGCAAUACGAAAAACUGUUGCUACUGUACAAGAAUUAGAACCGGAAAAAAAGAAUAGAAAGAAUUGUAAUAAUAAAAAAACUACACCUAAAAAGAAAAAAAAAUGUGUCAAAUAA